Molecule: messenger RNA, 1433 nt
Organism: Fomitopsis serialis
Lineage: Eukaryota; Fungi; Basidiomycota; Agaricomycetes; Polyporales; Fomitopsidaceae
Product: glycoside hydrolase
Exons: 15
Coding region: 294-1277 (327 amino acids)
Biological process (GO): carbohydrate metabolic process
Molecular function (GO): hydrolase activity, hydrolyzing O-glycosyl compounds
Source: RefSeq, a predicted model, not a curated record
CGUGCCGUUCGGCCUCUGGACAGGUACGGAAUGCUGGAAUGCAGUGCCUGUGUAACACGCGCCGAUGUAUUGGUGAUUGUUCAGUAGCCGUGUGACUCGCAGUCCUCUGGAGGCACGUCAUGGCAGACAUACUGAACGCGACAGAUAUGGCGAGCCUCCAUAUUCAUGCGUCGUUCUUAGAAGAAACAACUACUUAAAGUCGCAUUCUCGUACAGAGAAUUUCAGCGGAGACAUCCCUCAGCCUCUUCGCAAACCACCAUACGGGUUUGGUAUUCAUCUCGGGUCUUGCUGACAUGGUACUCAUCACGCCCCUGAUAUCUACCGUCCUUUUGGGCCUCGUUGGCACGGCGGUGGUAGCUUUGCCCGUCAGUGUAGGCGAAAGUGAGGCCCGAGCAGUCGUAUCCUCACCACCCCAGAAGCGUUACAGUCCUUCUGCCCCGUACUUUGUGGAAUACUUCGACGCGUAUGCGUCAGGGGUGACCGGUGCCCCGCCCGUCUCCGAUGUGUCGGGCUACAACGUCUUCAUCCUCGCAUUCUUGCUGAUCGAGGGCGCUUGGGAUAACGCCGAAGGCUGGACUGAGCUUACCGCGGAUGAGCGCUCAUCGACAAAGUCGGAGUACAACGACGCUGGCAUCGCGCUCAUGGUCUCUUGCUUCGGCUCAAGUGACACCCCGACAACGAGCGGCGCGGAUCCAACUGGCACCGCUAAUACCAUGGCUGCUUGGGUUGUCGAAUACGGCUUGGAUGGGAUUGAUGUCGAUUACGAGGACUUCGACGCGUUCGAUGCUGGAACCGCCGAGGCCUGGUUGGUGACAUUCACGACCCAGUUGCGGAACCAACUCCCAGCGGGCGACUAUAUUAUCACGCAUGCACCGGUCGCCCCUUGGUUCUCGCCGAAUCUAUGGACGAAUGGAGGUUAUCUACAGGUGGACUCGGAAGUCGGCAGCUUGAUUGACUGGUACAAUAUUCAGUUCUACAACCAGGGUAGCACCGAGUACACGACGUGCUCCGGCCUGCUCGACGAGUCGAGUUCCACUUAUCCCGAAUCUGCGCUGUUCCAGAUCUCGGCAAACGGUGUUACCCUCGACAAGCUUGUCAUCGGCAAGCCCGCAACGACCGGAGACGCAAGUACAGGCUACAUGAGCCCCUCCACACUGGCGACGUGCGUCGAAGACGCUAUGAACGAGGGCUGGGAUGCUGGUGUCAUGGUUUGGCAGUAUCCUGAUGCAGGCACUUCGUGGAUCACCACCGUCCGCUCUGAUUCUUGGCCCGUGUAAGUGUUGUGCAUAGUGCGCUCAGCACGCACACCCGAAAGACCCCCUUUCCUUACGAAGCGCAAUGUAUUGAUGUAUAGUGGCAUACUGCUUGAUUAGUGAGGUAGGGAACGAGACGCCUCAUAGCCUUGCUAAAGCAACGUGACAGAUGAACACCAC